Messenger RNA from Momordica charantia (bitter melon), 1170 nucleotides. RefSeq lists its product as uncharacterized. Gene Ontology annotation, molecular function: protein binding. NCBI's taxonomy places the organism in Eukaryota, Viridiplantae, Streptophyta, Magnoliopsida, Cucurbitales, Cucurbitaceae. The record is from RefSeq and is a predicted model, not a curated record.
UUUAAGCGUUCAAACAUGACAAUCAUGGAUGAUAGAAUGUCGUAUGUCGAUCCUAUAAAAGAUCAACAACAUGAAAUUAUACGAUCAACAAGGAUUGAGCCACCAACUCAUUAUACAUUCAAAAUUAAUUCUUACUCAGUACUUUCAAAAAUAGGGAUGGAGAAAUGUGAAUCUGGAGACUUUGAAGUUGAUGGCUAUAAGUGGAAAUUGAUUCUACAUCCAAAUGGAGAUGAUAAAGUGGAAGAUCAUAUUUCUCUCUACUUGGCUAUAUCAUCUAAAGGCAAUCAGCUUCCUCUUGGCUGGGAAGUGAGGGUUAUUUUCAGGUUUCUUAUAUUUGACCAAAUCAGAGACAACUAUUUAACAAUCCAAGAUGGCAAAGUGAGGAAGUAUUCUAAAAUGAAGAAUGAACAUGGGAUCACCCACUUGCUUUCUCAUAAUGCUUUGAAUGAAGCCUCCAAUGGGUUUGUUGUUGAUGAUAGCUGCACAUUUGGAGUUGAACUUUCUGUGCUUAAAGUCUCAAACAAAGGAGAGAGUUUAAGCAUUAUAAAAGAGCCUCAACUUGACCAUUUUAUUUGGUAUAUCUAUCCAUUUUCUUCUUAUACUGGUGAAUCCUACACCUCCCAACCAUUCACUGUCAAGGGAAGAAAAUGGAGGAUGAGGAUGUAUCCAAAUGGAUCCUCUGUGGGAAAGGCCACAAAUCUCUCAAUUUACUUGAAGUUGGAUGAAUCAGAGAACAUUCCAAUAGGGAAGAAAAUCUAUGCCAAAUACUUUUUGGGUAUCUAUAACUUUGGAACUAAAAAAUAUUUUGAAAAAUCAGAUGACCAUUGGUUUACUUCCUCAACAUAUGGCAGUGGCUUUCCUGAAUUCUUGGCUCUCAAAGACCUCAAAGACUCAUCAAAGUCCUAUGUGCAAACUGAUGGUUUGUUUCUCAAAGCUAGAAUUGUUGCCAUGUCGACCGUAGAAGAAUUUUAAAAGUCAAUCCCGACAUAUCAAAUCGUUGGGUUAAUAUUAGAAUAUGAUAAUAUGUAACAAGAAUGUAAAUAUAACACCAUAUAAAAUAUAUAUGUCUGUUUAAAAUAUUAUUGAAUUAUUUCUCUACCUUGUAUCGAGAUAGCACAUACAUUGCAUUGGAAAAAAUUUAGAGAAUUACAGCAUUUGAAUUAAUUGUAU